Budorcas taxicolor (takin) is the source of this 2760-nucleotide messenger RNA. It is a transcript of the gene ITGB7, whose product is annotated as integrin subunit beta 7. Gene Ontology annotation, biological process: cell migration; cell adhesion mediated by integrin; cell-matrix adhesion. Gene Ontology annotation, molecular function: integrin binding. The record is from RefSeq and is a predicted model, not a curated record. NCBI's taxonomy places the organism in Eukaryota, Metazoa, Chordata, Mammalia, Artiodactyla, Bovidae. Gene Ontology annotation, cellular component: cell surface; focal adhesion; integrin complex.
AUGAAUUACAACGUUAUGAUGAUAUAUCCAGCGCACAAUAGGUAUCCAGUAGAUGAGCUUCCUUCUUCCAGAUCCCUGUGUCACAACUCCCUUGAUCCGUUUUCACCCUUAUCUGCUCUGUCGUCUCCUAGAUCAGUCACCCCCACCACCCCCAAGUCUCCCCCACCCCGGGGUGUGUCACUUCCUCCUCUGCAGCCUCCCAGAUCAGUACACAAAGGCUGCUGCUACUGCCGGAGGAAGGGCUGCUCCGCACGCAAGCACGCACCUACCAUGGUGGCUUUGUCAAUGGUCCUUGUUUUCCUGCUGGCCCUGAGCAGAGGUGAAAGUGAGUUGGACGCCAAGAGCUCAUCCCCACAGGAGGCCACAGAGUGGAGGGAUCCCAAUCUGUCCCGGCCAGGGUCCUGCCAGCCAGCUCCCUCCUGCCAAAAGUGCAUCCUCUCACACCCGAGCUGUGCCUGGUGCAAGCAACUGAACUUCACGGCGUCCGGGGAGGCGGAGGCACGGCGCUGUGCUCGUCGAGAAGAGCUGCUGGCCCGGGGCUGCCUCCCGGGGGAGCUGGAGGAGCCCCGCGGCCGGCAGGAGAUGCUGCAGGACGACCCGCUCAGCCAGGGCACCCGCGGCGAGGGGGCCACCCAGCUGGCGCCGCAGCGGGUCCGGGUCACGCUGCGGCCGGGAGAGCCCCAGCAGCUCCGGGUCCGCUUCCUUCGAGCGGAGGGAUACCCCGUGGACCUGUACUACCUUAUGGACCUGAGCUACUCCAUGAAGGACGACCUGGAGCGCGUGCGACAGCUCGGGCACGCGCUGCUGGUGCGGUUGCAGGAGGUCACUGACUCCGUGCGCAUCGGCUUUGGCUCCUUCGUGGACAAAACGGUGCUGCCCUUCGUGAGCACAGUGCCCUCCAAGCUUCGCCACCCCUGCCCCUCCCGGCUGGAGAGCUGCCAGUCACCCUUCAGUUUUCACCAUGUGCUGUCCCUCACUGGGGAUGCAAAGGCCUUCGAGCGGGAGGUGGGACGCCAGAACGUGUCCGGCAACCUGGACUCGCCCGAAGGUGGCUUUGAUGCCAUUCUGCAGGCUGCCCUCUGCCAGAAGCAGAUUGGCUGGAGAAAUGUGUCCCGUCUGCUGGUGUUCACGUCAGAUGACACAUUCCACACAGCUGGGGAUGGCAAGCUGGGCGGCAUCUUCAUGCCCAGCGACGGGCACUGCCACUUGGACAGCAAUGGCCUCUACAGCCGCAGCCCAGAGUUUGACUACCCCUCCGUGGGUCAAGUAGCCCAGGCCCUCUCUGCGGCAAACAUUCAGCCCAUCUUUGCUGUCACCAGCGCCACACUGCCUGUCUACCGGGAGCUGAGUAAGCUGAUUCCCAAGUCUGCAGUAGGGGAGCUGAGUGAGGACUCCAGCAAUGUGGUGCAGCUCAUCAUGGAUGCUUAUAAUAGCCUGUCAUCCACUGUGACCCUCGAACACGACUCUCUUCUCCCUCCGGGGGUCCGCAUCUCUUAUGAAUCUCAGUGUGGGGAUUCUGAGAAGAGACAGGGUGAAGCUGCUGACUGGGGCCAGUGCAACCACGUCCGAAUCAACCAGACGGUGAAUUUUUGGGUUACUUUCCAAGCUACCCGCUGCCUCCCAGAGCCUCAUCUGCUGAGGUUCCGAGCCCGUGGCUUCUCUGAGGAGCUGACUGUGGAGCUGCACACACUGUGUGACUGUAACUGCAGUGACGCCCAGCUCCAGGCUCCUCACUGCAGUGAUGGCCAGGGGCACCUCCAGUGUGGGGUGUGCAGCUGUGUCCCCGGCCGCCUGGGUCGACUCUGUGAGUGUUCGGAGGCUGAGCUAUCCUCCCCAGAUCUGGAGUCUGGGUGCCGGGCCCCCAAUGGCACAGGACCCCUGUGCAGCGGGAGGGGACAGUGCCAGUGUGGACGCUGCACCUGCAGCGGGCAGAGCUCUGGACGUCUGUGCGAGUGUGACGAUGCCAGCUGUGAGCGACACGAGGGCAUCCUCUGCGGAGGCUUUGGCCGUUGCCAAUGUGGAGUGUGCCACUGUCACGCCAACCGCACGGGCAGAGCAUGUGAAUGCAGCGGCGACAUGGACAAGUGUGUCAGUCCUGACGGAGGGCUCUGCAGUGGGCACGGACACUGCAAUUGCAACCGCUGCCAGUGCAACGACGGCUACUAUGGUGCCCUCUGUGAUCAGUGCUCAGGCUGCAAGACACCAUGCGAGACACACAGGGACUGUGCAGAGUGCAAAGCCUUUGGGACUGGUCCCCUGGCCAUGAACUGCAGCACAGCGUGUGCCCACGCCAACAUGACUCUGGUAUUGACCCCUACCCUGGAUGACAGCUGGUGUAAAGAGAGGACCCAGGACAACCAGCUCUUCUUCUUUCUGGCAGAGGAUGUAGCUGGAGGCAGAGUUGUGCUCACAGUGAGACCUCCAGAGGACGGAGCAGACCACACCCAAAUCAUUGUGCUGGGCUGCGUGGGGGGCAUCGUGGCGGUGGGACUGGGACUGGUGCUCGCUUACCGGCUCUCGGUGGAGAUCUACGACCGCCGAGAAUUCCACCGUUUUGAAAAGGAGCGGCAGCAUCUCAACUGGAAGCAGGACCACAAUCCUCUCUACCAAAGCGCCAUCACGACCACUGUCAACCCCCGCUUUCAAGAGGCAGACAGCCCCCUUCUCUGAAGUGGGGAGAGAAAAUCACUGCAGGGCUCUUCUCUGGGACAGAAGGAGUUGAGGCGUGGGGUGGAUCAGGCUACAGCUUGGCAGGGGCAU